Messenger RNA from Hibiscus syriacus, 585 nucleotides. RefSeq lists its product as uncharacterized. NCBI's taxonomy places the organism in Eukaryota, Viridiplantae, Streptophyta, Magnoliopsida, Malvales, Malvaceae. The record is from RefSeq and is a predicted model, not a curated record. The transcript has 2 exons.
AUGCGUGUCACGGUCGCGGUCAGGCAAAUAUGCCCCCAUCGUCUAGCGGUUUAGGAUAUCUCUCUUUCAAGGAGGCAGCAGGGAUUCGACUUCCCCUGGGGGUAGGGUACUACGAAAGGAAGUUGAUCAUGGAUUAUCAAUAAACCUAGAAUUGAUUCUUCCUGGGUCGAUGCCCGAGCGGUUAAUGGGGACAGACUGUAAAUUUGUUGGCAAUAUGUCUACGCUGGUUCAAAUCCAGCUCGACCCAAUAAUUCGCUGAUCCGCCAUAACAUAAAAUGCCCAUUUUUUUGUAUUUUCUUUUCCAGAAAAGCCAAACAAAAAAAAUUAGGGAAGAAUAAAAAAGUCUAAUUUUCUGAUAUAUGCAUCCCUACCGCUAUUUGUUUUUUAUUUGUUCUAUUUAUUUAGUUGUUCCCAUAAAUUCUGACCUUGAUAACGCUCUAGAUUCAUAUCAGUAUCAUUAAAUAGAAAGUUUAAUGAAAAGAAAGAGUAAAGUAAACAAAAAAGACUCUUUUUUUCAUUUUUAAAUUGAUCGAUUUAUUUGGCAAUAACGAAAGGAUUACUAGUUACUAGUAAUCCGCGUUGCUC